Molecule: messenger RNA, 1510 nt
Organism: Lepisosteus oculatus (spotted gar)
Lineage: Eukaryota; Metazoa; Chordata; Actinopteri; Semionotiformes; Lepisosteidae
Source: RefSeq, a predicted model, not a curated record
CCCAGUUUUUAAACUGCAUUAACCUGGGCUUUGUUGUACUAAACGGGGUUAUAAUAGGCCGUUUAGUACACGUUUUAAAAUGACGUAAUUGUAUUUCACCAACGCAACUUUAACGAUUAAAUUGUAUCAUAAAACAAAGACCCUAUGCAUCCCAGCGUUCAGACACUGGGGGAAAAAAAUGUUAUAAUGACCUUUCCACUCUAAGAAGGCUUCGCCUGAAUGGCGGCUGAACCGGGCGAGUCGUACUGAGUUAUCCAAUCACAGGCCGCGAAACAAGAAUGUGGUUAUUUGUGACCUGAAUGUGGAGGAAAAAAAACACAGAAUGAGGAUUUGACUGGACUUUUUACAUUGGGGGGCUACUUCUGUGUUUACUGGAAGCCAAGCGACGUUUAAAACGCGGGCAGCUGGACACAUCUGUUUCAACUCCCCGGAGAGCCAGGGCUGUCGCGGAUCGCAGUGCCCAGCCGGAGAGGGAUCCUCGAGCAAGCCGCCUGAUUUGAUGUGCAUGUCACAGUAAGUGGCUGCCAUGAGCUUGGAGCCCGACGCCCUGGCUGUAGUGAACCAGCUGAGAGAGCUUGCAGCUGAUCCCCUCAACAGGAGAGCUAUUGUCCAGGAUCAAGGGUGCUUGCCGGGCCUCAUACUCUUUCUGGAUCAUCCUAACCCUCAGGUUGUCUACUCGGCGCUUCUGGCUGUGCGUUACCUAGCAGAAUGCCGUGCCAACAGGGAGAAAAUGAAAGGCGAGCUGGGGAUGAUGCUGAGUUUGCAAAAUGUCAUGCAAAAGACAACGACGCCGGGAGAGACCAAGCUGCUUGCUUCCGAGAUCUAUGAGAUCCUGCAGUCUUCCAGCAGCGCGGAGGCAGACCAGGCUGAAGGGGCCACCUCCUGCAGGCGCAAAGCCCAGUUUUUCCUGGGAACUACAAACAAGCGUGCCAAAACAGUCGUUUUACACAUAGAUGGGCUUGAUGAUGCUAGCCGGCGAAGCCUGUGUGAGGAGGCGCUGCUGAAGAUUCGGGGUGUCAUUAGCUUCACUUUCCAGAUGGCGGUGAAGAGGUGCAUAGUGCGAAUCCGGUCGGACUUGAAGGCGGAGGCACUGGGCUCUGCAAUCGCUUCUACCAAAGUCAUGAAAGCUCAACAAGUUGUGAAAAGUGAAGAGGGAGAUGAGGUGAAUGUGUGUUGAAUGUAUAAUCGCUACAAGCAGGCAAAAUUUUCUUUUUAAAGCUCGAAGUCUGGGGAGGGGUUUGCAUUUUCAAGCUUUUUUUUAUGUUUUAAAGGGGAACUGCAGUCUUGAGUUUCUCAGACCGGUUACUCAAUUUCAGUAACAAAGUAAAUUCAUCGACAGUAUAGAAAAAUGUGGAAUUUAGGCACAGAAUCGUGUACUUUGUGAAAAUACUGCAUGGUCACCGUUGUUGUUGCAAACCACUGGACUUGCCACGGGCCAGAGAGUUUGCUCAAAUUGCGACGUGAUGCUGCCCUUCCUGCUCACUAGUCACUGUAAUGACUACUGUGAUGC